CCUUUGUUUCGCUAGUUAGCAAGCACAGCCACUAUAUCAAAAUGACGAUGUAAAAAUGUAUGAAAACAAAAAAGGUGAUGUUAAGGGUUAUGCACAAGAUUAACAGUGGGUUAAGUUUCGUUUUUAUAUCACAUUUUAAGAUGAUCAAAUAGGCGGGGUUUAUGACUGACUAGUGACCAACCUAUCUUUCGUACAAAUCAGUUCUGAAAUCGUUAUACAGCACAAACACUUGACAACUACAAGACAUCAUAGCAUAACUGAAAGUUCACAAUGAGUGAGGAACACUACCUCGAACUUUGUGAAAACCCUGUGCAAUUUGAAAAUGCGUCAAGCGUCAACAAUGUGUUUUUCGACGAAGCGAAUAAACAGGUGUUUGCAGUACGAUCAGGGGGUGCCACUGGGGUUGUGGUUAAAGGACCAGAUGACAAAAACUCAGUUGCCUUCAGAAUGGAUGACAAAGGAGAGGUGAAGUGCAUUAAGUUUUCGAUCGGAAAUAAGAUUUUGGCUGUCCAGAGAACACCAAAAUCUGUGGAUUUCAUAAACUUCAUACCGGAUUAUCCGCAUUUGGAAUGCUCCCAGGAAUGUAAGAUGAAGAAUGCCAGUAUUUUGGGCUUCUGUUGGACCAACUGGAAUGAAAUCGUUUUCAUCACUGACCAGGGAAUUGAGGUCUACCAGGUGCUUCCUGACAAACGCAACCUGAAGCUGCUGAAGAGUCAGAGCGUCAAUGUGAACUGGUACAUGUACUGUCCUGAGACUGCAGUCAUCCUGCUCUCUACCACCGCCCAGGGCAACGUGCUGCAGCCGUUUGCCUUCAAAAGUGGGACCAUGUCUAAAAUGCCCAAGUUUGAGAUCGAGCUUCCAGUGGUUCCCAAGCCAGCCAAGCUCAAUCUGACAGAGAGGGACAUUGCUGUGGCCACCAUUUACGGUCAGCUGUAUGUAAUGUAUCUGAAGCAUCACUCCAGAACUACUGACAGUCCCUGUGCUGAGGUGGUCCUCUAUCAGCUACCCAGGGAGGGAUCCUGUAAGAAGACCAACGUGUUGAAACUCAACACCACAGGGAAGUUUGCCCUCAACGUGGUGGAUAACCUGGUUGUUGUGCAUCAUCAGAGCUCUCAGACCUCCAUCAUAUUUGACAUCAAGCUGCGGGAGCCUGACUGUGCCCUUAACGUCCAUCAGCCUGUGUUGCCUGGUCGCUCCAUCCACCCCUACAGGAUUCCCCUAACAGGUCUUGCUGCUGUACCCACCCAGCCUCCUGUGCCUUGUGAACUAUACUCCUCAUCUUGGAGCGUCUUUCAACCCGAUAUCAUCAUCAGUGCAAGCGAAGGGUAUCUGUGGUAUCUGCAGGUGAAGCUGCCGCCGACCGUCAACCUCCUGCAGGACAAGGGCAAGCUGAUGGACUUCCUCCUGCGUAGACGAGACUGCAAGAUGGUAAUCUUGUCCGUGUGUGCACAAAUGCUCAACGGGGGAGAUAAGGGGGGCUUACCAGUGGUGGCCACAGUGUUCGACAAACUCAACCAAGUUUACAAAGAGUACUUGGAGGCAGAGCAGACCUACACUGUGGCUACGGAGUCUGGUCCCAGCCGAGGCAGCGCUGCUCGGGAGAGGCCCGUCCGGAGGCAGGCGGUUAUCGACCAGUCAGACAUGUACACCCACGUCCUGUCCUCCUUCUCAGAGAAAAAGGACACGUCUCACAAGUUUAUAAUUGCUGUGCUGAUGGAGUACAUUCGCUCACUCAACCAGGUCCAGAUCACCGUGCAGCAUUACCUGUAUGAGCUGGUCAUUAAGAUGUUGGUUCAGCACAAGCUCUUCUACAUGCUCCAUCAGUUCCUCCAGUACCACGUCCUCAGCGACUCUAAGCCACUGGUGAUUCAGCAGUUACUACAUACAGCUCAACUAUUUCAUGAAAGCACAUACCCCCCUGCACACCAGCUUUCCCUGGAUAUGUUGAAGAGACUGUCCACAGCCAAUGAUGAGAUCGUGGAGGUGCUCCUGUCCAGACAGCAGGUGCUGGGUGCGCUGCGCUUCAUCCGCAGCGUGGGUGGCCACGACAACAUCUCCGCCCGCAAGUUCCUAGACGCGGCAUGCCAGACGGCCGACCAGAUGCUCUUCUACACCAUCUUCCGGUUCUUCGAGCAGAGGAACCUGCGUCUGAGAGGCAACCCCAGCUUCAACCCAGGUGAGCACUGUGAGGAGCAUGUGGUAUACUUCAAGCAAGUUUUCGGGGAGCAGGCAGUCAUGAAGCAAGUAACAGUUUGAGUCGAGACAUAUUUUAUCUUAUCCCACAGUCCAUUAACUUAUUGUAAAUAAUUGUUCAAAUCAUGCUAAUAAAAUCAUUUGUACAUAUUCUAACAAUCAA
Messenger RNA from Oncorhynchus nerka (sockeye salmon), 2356 nucleotides. Its product is annotated as regulator of MON1-CCZ1 complex-like. NCBI's taxonomy places the organism in Eukaryota, Metazoa, Chordata, Actinopteri, Salmoniformes, Salmonidae. Gene Ontology annotation, biological process: regulation of autophagy. Gene Ontology annotation, cellular component: lysosomal membrane; Mon1-Ccz1 complex; late endosome membrane. Bases 271 to 2256 code for a protein of 661 amino acids. The transcript is spliced from 20 exons. The record is from RefSeq and is a predicted model, not a curated record.